AUGCAAUUAUUUUUUGUCAUCCUCAUUGGGACAGCAGAAUUUUUUCUCCUAACUUCCAUGUCCUAUGACUGCUACGUGGCCAUCUGCAAGCCCCUGCACUACACCACCAUCAUGAGUGACAGGGUUUGCACCAUUCUUGUCCUUUUGUGUUGGCUGAUUGGGUUAAUUGUCAUACUCCCCCCACUUAGCCUAGGAGUUCAGCUGGAUUUCUGUAACUCCAAUCUCGUUGACCAUUUUGGCUGUGAUGCAUCUCUUCUUCUGAUGAUUGUAUGGUUGGACACUCAAUUUGUAGAGCAAAUUAUUCUAGUCAUGGCUGUGCUGACCCUCAUUCUUACAUUAGUCUGCGUAAUUGUUUCCUACACAUAUAUCAUCAAGACUAUUUUAAGACUCCCUUCAACCCAGCAAAGACAAAAGGCUUUCUCCACCUGUUCUACCCACAUGAUUGUAGUUUCCAUCACCUAUGGAAGUUGCCUCUUCAUCUAUAUCAAACCAGCAAAGGAAGGUGUGGACAUGAAUAAAGUGGUGUCAUUGCUCAACAUGUCAGUCAUCCCUCUGGUGAACCCAUUCAUUUAUGCUCUGCGGAACAAGCAAGUCAAGCAAGCCUUCAAGGACUCAGUAAAAGAGAUGGCAUUUCUUUCAAGGGAUUAG
This is a messenger RNA of Manis pentadactyla (Chinese pangolin), 648 nucleotides long. RefSeq names its product olfactory receptor 6C2-like. The transcript has a single exon. Gene Ontology annotation, biological process: G protein-coupled receptor signaling pathway. Bases 1 to 648 code for a protein of 215 amino acids. The record is from RefSeq and is a predicted model, not a curated record. Gene Ontology annotation, cellular component: membrane. Gene Ontology annotation, molecular function: G protein-coupled receptor activity; olfactory receptor activity. Lineage: Eukaryota; Metazoa; Chordata; Mammalia; Pholidota; Manidae.